AUGGCCUCCCCGCCCGCCGGCGGCCUCGCGCUGUCCUCCUCCUACCAGCCCGACCUGUGCGCCGCCCUGGGCUCCCCGAUCUUCGCGCCGCCCGGCGCGGGCUCGCAGCUGAUAGAGAGCAUCCAGCAGUCCGCCGCCGACAUCCGGAUGGAGGCCGCGGCGCUGGCCACCGCGAGCGUCUGCGCGGGGGGCAAGAAGCGCGUCAGCGAGGCCAUGAGGUCCGCCCAGGCGAGCCAAGAGGAGGCCAGGCGCAUCCUCGCGGACAUGCCCGCCUCGGGGGGGGGCAGCUUCUCCGACGCCCGGCCCGAGCAGGGCAGUGUCGAGAAGAGCCUCGCGGACGCCAGCAGCGCGGUCACGGCCGCGAGCAGAGAGUACAAGGCCAAGCAGGGCCUGCGGGCGGUGGCGCGGGAGGUCCAGGACGUGUCGCAGGCGGAGGUCGAGACGCACGCAGAGCUCGCGGAGGAUUACGCCCGGGACGCCGUCAGGGUGAAUACCAACGUGCAGCAGAUGAACCAGGUGGUUUCCGACUUGGCUCGGAUCACCACGAGCCAGGGUGAGUCAGUCAGCAACAUACUGUCUCUGAUCGAUUCGGCCUCGGAGAGUGCCAGGGAUGCCAGCCGAGAGGUGGUCCGGCACAACGAGCGGCAGCAGCGAACCACCAAGAGGAUGCUGCAAUUGGUCUUGCUCGCAGUUCUGCUUGUGGUGCUUAUCGAGAACCGGCUGCUGCCGCAGCUGCUCCAGUUCGUCACUGGCAGCGCGCGGGUUCCCGUGGGCGGCUUCCGGGAGCUGGUGGGCUUCAACGGCGCGAAGCACCCCUUCACGCUGGCGAGGGGCAGCCACCUGUCGCCGGAGAGCCUGCCGAUGGCGCACGCGUGCAUCUGCACGCUGGACCUGCCCCCGUACAAGGACUACGAGACGUGCAGGGCCAAGAUGGUGCAGAUGCUCGCGCUGGGGCGCGGCCACUUCGACGACGCGGCCGCGCACGCGAGUUUCGACGACGACUAG
Molecule: messenger RNA, 1005 nt
Organism: Prorocentrum cordatum
Lineage: Eukaryota; Dinophyceae; Prorocentrales; Prorocentraceae
Source: the annotation of a GenBank genome assembly